AUCCGGUGCAUUUGGACUCCAAGGAUUUUCUCUUCGAAUCCAUUAUAUUUUUGACACGUCAAUCUGUCUUAACUGGCCAUCACCCGCAACCGAUUGAAACCGGAGCAAACUUUUCGAUAGGAGGAAGCAGUUUGAGCUGGAGGACCUACUCCGGGGGCAUCGGCGGAGAUGCUGGAAAAAGGAAGUCUAGGAACAGUCUACAAGGCUGUGCUGGAAGAUGGGUGAACGGUUGCGGUGAAGAGGCUCAAGGACGCCAACCCAUGUGCGAGGAAGGAAUCCGAACAGUAUAUAGGAAGCUCAGACAAUUUAACCUGGUUCAUCUCGGAGCUUAUUACUACGCCAAGGAGGAACAGCUCCUCGUCUACGAUUACCUCUCCAAUGGAAGCUUGCAUUCUCUUAUCAUUCUUACAGUAUUGUUAUAGUCUAUAUUCAAUGAAGCUGAGCAUGGAUUAACUUUUGGGUUGAUUUGAAUCAGCGAAUCGAGGACCCGGGAGGAUUCCUCUGGACUGGACGACGAGGAUUAGCUUGGUGUUACCGUGUUAGGAGCUGCUCGUGGGCUUGCUCGGAUUCACGAGGAGUACAGUGGGUUGAAGAUACCGCACGGGAAUGUGAAGUCAUCGAACGUGCUGCUCGACAAGAAUGGCGUAGCUUGCAUCUCUGAUUUCGGGUUGGCUCUGCUUCUGAGCCCAGUUCACGCCAUGGCGAGAUUGAGAGGGUACAGCGCGCCGGAGCAGGGGGAGACGAAGAGGCUGUGUUGACGGGGAGGCUCUCGCUGCAGUAUCGCUCCCCAAUUCGACCGCGGGGGGCGGAGGAGGAGCAGGGAGUUAAUCUUCCCAAGUGGGUAUGAUCGGUGGUGAGGGACGAGUGGACGGCGGAGGUGUUCGACCCGGAGCAUCUGAGGUACAAGAACAUAGAGGAGGAGAUGAUGGCGAUGCUGCACGUAGGGCUGACAUGAGUGGCGGAGAAAGGGGAGAAGAGGCCGACGAUGUCGGAGGUGGCGAAGAUGAUCGACGAUGUCGGUUGCAGGUGAUGGCCAGUUGAGCACAAAUUGACGUGUCAAUAUUUUAAUGGACUCGAAGAGAAAAUCGCUUCGAGUCCAAACGCACUGGAUCCGUUGUGCGCUUUCCGUGCGUGACCCCACUUUCCAAAGCCAGAAGCCGUUGCGUGAAAGCAAACAGGAAACAGCUACCAAACGGGCACGUCGCGGUGAGCUUGCAUUUGCGCCCCACCUUGCCGUUUGUUGUUGCUAGAGUCAACAUUUAAACGGAUGGAGACAUGGAGUAGGACAUCAAAACUUGAGAUAAAAUCUUCUCCGCACUACCUCCCUCCGCUGAGUUCUUGGCUACUGUAAUGGAGGUUUUAUCCUUCCUAAGUUCUUCUCCUUCACUUUUGCUUUUCGGAAGUCUCAAACCCAAACCUUCUAGGCUUUCUCUCCGGCAAAAUGACUCUUCAAAUCCAGCUUCGAUUAGGAAGAUUACCUGGAACUGGAAGAAGCGGGGAAACAUCAGAGGAGCUGAUAAAUAUGUGGAACUUGCCUCAUUGAUACAUGUCUUAGGUAGAAAAAGAAUGCCUCAUGUAGCUGAGCAACUCUUCCUGGAGAUGAAAUCUGAGGGUUUCCAACCUAACCUUGCUACUUUGUCAGCUCUAAUGUUAUGUUAUGCAGAUAAUGGCCUCUUGUCCCAAGCUCGAUCCAUCUGGGAUGAAAUUAUAAACAGUUCAUUUGUGCCUAACAUUGAACUAGUUGCAUAUCUAAUGGAUGCAUAUCGGAUGAUGGGGCGUUUUGAUGAAAUAAUGAGACUUCUAAAUGAAGUUAUUUCAAGGGAUUUUAACAUGUGUCCUCAAAUUUACUCAUUAGCCAUCUCUUGCUUUGGAAAGGGUGGACAACUUGAAUUGAUGGAAGCUAUGAUGAAGGAAAUGGUUUCAAGUGGUUAUGCAGUGGAUUCUGCCACUGGAAAUGCCUUUAUUGAAUAUUAUAGUAUUUUUGGUUCUCUAACAGAUAUGGAAAUUGCCUAUGGCCGCCUUAAAAGAUCUAGAAUUCUCAUUGAGGAAGAUGGAAUUAGGGCAGUGGCAUCAGCUUAUAUAAGGAAAAAGAGUUUUUAUAAGCUAGGUGAGUUCCUAAGAGAUGUUGGUCUUGCUCGGAGGAAUGUGGGAAAUCUUAUCUGGAAUCUUCUUUUGCUAUCUUAUGCUGGUAACUUCAAAAUGAAAACCCUGCAAAGAGAAUUUUUAAGAAUGCUAGAGUCUGGGUUUUCUCCUGAUCUAACUACAUUUAACAUACGAGCUCUGGCUUUCUCAAAGAUGUCUUUGUUUUGGGAUAUCCAUCUAAGUCUUGAACAUAUGAAACAUGAAAGGGUCAUCCCUGAUCUUGUCACAUUUGGAUGCAUUCUUGAUGCAUACUUGGACAAGAAACUUGGAAGGAACUUGGAUUUUGCUUUGAAUGCAAUGGACAUUGAUGAUGUUCCACAAGUUUUAACAGAUCCACUAGUUUUUGAGGUUUUUGGAAAAGGAGAUUUUCAUUUGACCUCAGAGGCACUAUUAGAGUCUAACAGAUGGAGGAAAUAUACUUACAGGGAGCUAAUCUCAAUAUAUGUCAAGAAACAAUACCGGAGUAACCAAAUCUUUUGGAAUUAUUGACAAGUGGCAUGCCUGGGUAAAAUUUCUUUGUAGUUGGUUAUGGACAUAAAUUUAAAUACUGAUGAAGUAAACAUGGUGGUUAAUUUCUUCUGCGUUUUGCUGAACAACGUGCUGCUAUCAAAUUGAGGAACAACUAUUUGCAAUGAUGCAAGGGCUGUGGUUGGUGAAAUCUCUCAAGUUCUUUGGUUGUGGAGGUGACUCAAAAGUGGUAGUGGGCUGGUUAAAGAAAAACAGUCUAGGGAUGUGGAAUUAUUGAAACACUUUGAAGGAGAUAAGAAAACUGGCAUGAGAAGUAGAAAUUGAAUUCUCUUGGAUUCAUAGAUAAGCAAACACCUUGGUGGAUGCACUACCUAAACAAGGGGUAAACAGGGACCAGCUAUUUGGGGAUUUUCACAAAGAUUGGGUUAUGUGGCAAGAGUCAGCCUUAAAAUGGGGGUGCCAGACGCGAAGUGGUUAUAAAAGGCUUUCCACCCCCAAAGAGGAUUCUAACUUAAGCUUCGGAGCCUUUACACCGGGUUC
Messenger RNA from Nelumbo nucifera (sacred lotus), 3150 nucleotides. RefSeq names its product Pentatricopeptide repeat (PPR) superfamily protein. Lineage: Eukaryota; Viridiplantae; Streptophyta; Magnoliopsida; Proteales; Nelumbonaceae. Gene Ontology annotation, molecular function: protein binding. The record is from RefSeq and is a predicted model, not a curated record.